UAGACAAUAAAAAGUCUAUGUGUAAUGCUGAGUCUAUGGACAAUUAUAAAUCUGUGUACUGUCCUUACGAUCGCUCACAGACUCAACACUAUUAUGGAUUGCAAUCGCGUUUUGGUUUUAGACGCGGGAGAGAUCAUAGAGUUUGACGAACCGUUUGUUUUACUGCAACGAAAAGGACAGUUGUAUGACAUGUGCCGCAAGACUGGGAAACAUAUGUUCAAUCAUUUACUAAAUAUGGCCAAAGAAUCACAUCUUAAGAGAUUUGAUACCUUAGAAGUCGACGACGAAGACAGGGAU
This is a messenger RNA of Medioppia subpectinata, 297 nucleotides long. NCBI's taxonomy places the organism in Eukaryota, Metazoa, Arthropoda, Arachnida, Sarcoptiformes, Oppiidae. The record is from the annotation of a GenBank genome assembly.